Cervus elaphus (red deer) is the source of this 1353-nucleotide messenger RNA. It is a transcript of the gene POLB, whose product is annotated as DNA polymerase beta. Gene Ontology annotation, biological process: double-strand break repair via nonhomologous end joining. Bases 138 to 1208 code for a protein of 356 amino acids. The record is from RefSeq and is a predicted model, not a curated record. Gene Ontology annotation, cellular component: nucleus. The transcript has 14 exons. NCBI's taxonomy places the organism in Eukaryota, Metazoa, Chordata, Mammalia, Artiodactyla, Cervidae. Gene Ontology annotation, molecular function: DNA-directed DNA polymerase activity; DNA binding.
UUGUUCAGCCGGUCGCGCUGGCUUCGCCGCCGCUGGGCUGGUCCUGCCCCCUCGGCGAGUCCCGGCGUCUCCUCAGAGCUGGGAGAGGCGGCCGUCCUGGGCGGUGAGCUCUCCGUGGUCCUCUGGCGCGGGCCGCCAUGAGCAAACGGAAGGCGCCGCAGGAGACUCUCAAUGGGGGCAUCACCGACAUGCUCACAGAACUCGCAAACUUUGAGAAGAACGUGAACCAGGCUAUCCACAAAUACAAUGCCUACAGAAAAGCAGCAUCUGUGAUAGCAAAGUACCCACACAAAAUAAAGAGUGGAGCCGAAGCAAAGAAACUGCCUGGAGUAGGAACAAAAAUUGCUGAAAAAAUUGAUGAGUUUUUAGCUACUGGAAAAUUGCGUAAACUGGAAAAGAUUCGGCAGGAUGAUACGAGUUCAUCCAUCAAUUUCCUGACUCGAGUUAGCGGCAUUGGUCCAUCUGCUGCAAGGAAGUUUGUAGAUGAAGGAAUUAAGACAUUAGAAGAUCUCAGAAAAAAUGAAGAUAAAUUGAACCAUCAUCAACGAAUUGGGCUAAAAUAUUUUGAGGACUUUGAGAAAAGAAUUCCACGUGAAGAAAUGUUACAAAUGCAAGAUAUUGUACUAACUGAAGUUAAAAAAGUGGAUUCUGAAUACAUUGCUACAGUCUGUGGCAGUUUCAGAAGAGGUGCAGAAUCCAGUGGUGACAUGGAUGUCCUUCUCACCCAUCCAAGCUUUACUUCUGAGUCAGCCAAACAGCCCAAACUGCUGCAUCGUGCUGUGGAGCAGUUACAAAAGGUCUGUUUUAUUACAGACACUCUGUCAAAGGGUGAAACAAAGUUCAUGGGUGUUUGCCAGCUUCCCAGUAAACACAAUGAAAAGGAAUAUCCACACAGGAGAAUUGAUAUCAGGUUGAUACCCAAGGACCAGUAUUACUGCGGUGUCCUCUAUUUCACUGGGAGUGAUAUUUUCAAUAAGAAUAUGAGAGCUCAUGCCCUAGAAAAAGGCUUCACGAUCAAUGAAUACACAAUUCGUCCCUUGGGCGUCACUGCCCUGACCCCUCUAACUGAGCCCCAGAGCCGGCUAAUGAGGAAGGCCCUUGUCCCUCCUUCAGGCGUUGCUGGGGAGCCCCUGCCCGUGGACAGUGAGAAGGACAUCUUCGACUACAUCCAGUGGAAAUACCGUGAGCCCAAGGACCGAAGCGAGUGAGGCCCACCCUCCCUGGCACAGCCCGAUCGGGGUCUUAAUUUAUUUCUUAAGCUUUGCUAUGUGAGGGUCUGUGGUGUUUUUAAAUAACUGUUUCUUCUUCAUGGCGUAGCCUGCACUAUAGUCAAUAAAACCUCUUGUAUGAUUA